This is a messenger RNA of Portunus trituberculatus (swimming crab), 1910 nucleotides long. RefSeq lists its product as uncharacterized. The record is from RefSeq and is a predicted model, not a curated record. The coding region runs from base 164 to 1621 and encodes 485 amino acids. NCBI's taxonomy places the organism in Eukaryota, Metazoa, Arthropoda, Malacostraca, Decapoda, Portunidae. The transcript is spliced from 3 exons.
UCCUCCUCCUCCUCUUCCUCCUCCUCCUCCCCUUCCUCCUCCUCUUCCUCCACCACAGUGACCCCAACUUACGUGGUAGCCAGCAGUCUGCCUUGCACCACCACAACACCACCACCACCACCGCCACCACCGCCACUGCCACGCCCCAGCUUAAGGCGUGAAGAUGAGGGGGACGAUGGAGGCGUCGGUGCUGGCCCUCCUCCUUGCCACAACCCUCCCUGUAACACUGUCCGUGCCUGUUGCGACCCAGAAGGCACCCGGGGACGCAGAAACAAGCCCUGAGGAACACCAAGGAGAGAGCCCAGAAUCACGCAGCAAAACAAGAACACAGGUGAUGACAGUAGCAGAUGCAUUUGGCAACUACCUUGGCCCUCACCCACAUGUCCCUGGAAUGGCUGACAUGGCAUCAUCAUUCCUGCACCAACUACAGGAAUAUGUGACGGAAAUGGACGAAGAGGAAAUGCUGCCAGACCGUCGGUGGCCAAGAUGGGUUCACGAAUUACAACUCUUCCUUGUCGAAGUUCAGAAAACGUCACUUGUUGAAGCCAUAUACCAGCGGAUGCUCAGAAAGGAGACCGUAGCGCACCUCAGUAAGAACGAGACAGGUGACGUGGAGGUGGAGGUGACAGGUGUUCAGUACGACCCCAUUGGUACGUUCUUCGAGUUCCUCUUCAAUGGAUUUCACACCAUUCUCGACAUUCCCAAUCUCUUCCAGUGGUGGGAAAGGUUCACUACAUACCAGGCCUACUACGCCACCACCACCACCUCCACCACUAUGCACCCCCUCUCCGUUUUCUUCGAGGACGAGAUCGUGGAGGAGGAGAAGAAUGACAGUGAUGAAAAGUUGCCAGACAGUGUCAUUUCUGUGGCACAUUACGACCCUUACGUGGCUGGAGUCAAUACUUUGCUGUUUAUGUUCUACAAUCAUAUUCUAUUCAAGAAUUUCAUCUGGAACUCCGGAUUUGAAAACUUGUUCCUAGACGCCGCCCAAGCCGUUGCCCGUGUAGAUGACGAGAAAGAAACUGAAUAUGUAGAGGCAGCAACAGGAGGGAAUGCGCUGGACUCAGGAGAAGGAGGAGGAGAAAAAGAAGAUACAACAGGCAAACAAACAGAAGAUUACGACUACUACUACUAUGACUACUAUUACGACGACCAGACAGCAGACGGGAGCACAAACACCUACGCCUCAACAGGUCGUGGGACAUCAGACGACUACUACGACUACUACUAUGACAACUACCAGUCGUACCCAAGCCCAGACGACCUCCUCCAGGGAAACGGCCACGCCUACUACCCAAAUGACUUAGAUGGUAGUAGGAACAAAUAUUAUGACGACUACUAUAAUCAGGGACUACGACCACCACCACCACCACCACAAGAAAACAGGAGGAGUGAUGAUGGUGAACCUGUUUCCUCCUCCUCCUCCUCCUCCUCCUCCUCCUCCUCCUCCCUCCUCCUCUUCUUCUAUCCCCAAAGCUCCCUUAUUUCCAUCUACCUACGGACACGGGCUAGGGACAGCAAUAGAUUCCAUAAUACUCAAAGGCACUGGUCUUGUGGUAAAGUAAGUCAUAAAAGGUACAAAAACAAGAAGCAUUCUCCCCAUGUAUCUCAUCUCUUUUAAUUCUCUUUCUCUGGUCUUGCUAUUCAUCCUUCCUCCCUCAGUAAUCACGUGUCUUUUCAUCUCUCCUCUCUUUAUCAGUGUCCUUCGUUAUCUCCUUUUCUAUCUCCCUCCCGGCCUCUCCUUCUCUCUUUCUUUCUCUCUCUCUUUCUCUUUCUAUAAAUAUGUUGCUUCAUGUAAUUUUUUUUUUCCAUUCAGUCUUUCAUUUGCGGUGUUCAUCGUUAUCUUCUCUCUCUCUCUCUCUCUCUCUCUCUCUCUCUCUCUCUCUCUCUCUCUCUCUCUCUCUCCUCAC